Molecule: messenger RNA, 881 nt
Organism: Chrysoperla carnea
Lineage: Eukaryota; Metazoa; Arthropoda; Insecta; Neuroptera; Chrysopidae
Product: gastrula zinc finger protein XlCGF71.1-like
Exons: 2
Coding region: 177-866 (229 amino acids)
Biological process (GO): regulation of transcription by RNA polymerase II
Molecular function (GO): RNA polymerase II cis-regulatory region sequence-specific DNA binding; DNA-binding transcription factor activity
Source: RefSeq, a predicted model, not a curated record
UUAUUUAUAAAAAUAAAUUACAAAAACAUUUAUUACAACAUGAGAAACAAUAUUAUUGUACACAAUGUAAUAAACAAUAUAAGAAUUCAUCAACGUUACGUAAACAUAUCUAUCAUACGCAUAAUAAUAAAAAGGAUAAACAAGUAUGUCAAAUAUGUGGGAAAACGGUUUUACAUAUGAAGCGACAUUUAUUGUACGCGCACAGUGAAGACAACGUAAAAUGUCCAGAAUGUUGCAAGGAAUUCCCAUCAACAUACGGCCUAAACAUUCAUAUAUGGAAAUUACAUAAAAAUUCAUCGGGACCACGUAAAAAACCAUACUUAUGUUCAACAUGCGGCUACACGUGUGAAUGUCGUGCUGCACUAAAAAUACAUUACGAGCGUAAACAUGCUGAAAUACGUGCGUACACAUGUCAAAUAUGUAGCAAAGGUUUUAAAACACGUACAGAACAUUUACGACAUGUACGAUUUACACACAAUACCGAAUCACGACCAAAUCUAAAAUGUACCAUUUGUGAGAAACAAUUUAAACGUAGAAGUGCGUUAGCAUAUCAUAUGCGUUACUCACAUACAACUGAACGUAGAUUUAAUUGUACAGGAUGUAACAAACAAUUUAAAACUAGUGGUACACUUAAGAUACAUAUGCGUAUUCAUACGGGUGAGCGACCAUAUGAAUGUAAAUUUUGUGGAAAAGCGUUUGGACAAGGGAGUACGUUGAAAACACAUAUGAAAGUACAUGCUACAGCUACCAGUGCUGCUGCCACAACAUCUACUCCAGGUGUAGCUGGUGCAACAACUAACUCAGUUCAACAAUCAAAUGUUAUGAUUGAUUCAACUACAGCUAAUUUUUUACUAAAUCAUUCAUAAAUAAAUAUUUGUAUU